AAUGAAAAAAAAUAUGUACAUCUCGAGUUACAUAUUUAUGUAUUUUUGUGUGUAGCUUUUGUUUGGAUAGACACGCAUUAUUGACAUUACAUGGUGUCUUUAGUCCUACUUAAUAAACAAAACAAAACGACGUUGUUUUCUACCGUCGCCAUUUCUUCGGUCGUGUUGUGUGUGCAGGAGCUGCCAUAGGUCACCCGGUGGAGAAUCAAUCUGUGCAUUUACAUUAAGAAACUUUGAAACCUUUGCAGAAGAGGAACCUGCUGUCUCUGGGUUGAUUCUUGAUCUUCCAGAGGUCGUUGGUCUCAUGCCGAGUCCCUCAUCCUCAACUUAAUUGGAACUCGUCCCACAAUAUGUCGGACAACAAUGGCUCUUUUGAGGGUGCGCACAUGGAUGGUUUUGGUUCCAGUGUAUUUGCUUUGAGUUCAUAUUGCAACCCCAGUGAAAACGGUGCAGGGACAGCAAGCCUAAAUCAUGGCAUGAAUUCUGGCUUAAGCAUACAGGGCACCCAGAAUCUGGACUUGGUCUCUGCCGGAGCGUCCCAUAGCAUGGCAUCAGCCUUGGAUGUAACAAGAGGCCCGAAUUCGAAUUCCUUGCAGAGCGGAUACUUGGACAAAGCCACGAAUGUUUUUGCCAGUCUUGGUCUCCCGCGCGAAGACUUGGAUGCACUAGCGUGCAUGUCUGAGGAUCAGCUUAGUGUGGAGAACUUGCAUCAGAGUAUCCUGCAGCUCAAGGCACAGAGAGCGGAAGGAAGCAGUGUGUCUAACCGCCCCAGAGACUUCCGCUCCCCCCCACGAGAACAACCUUACAGAGCCGACAGGGAGGUGAAGCGCAGGAGGACGGAUGUUUUUGCUUAUAGUUCUGGGAGAAUGGGAAGCAGCACUGACUUUCUACACACUGCAGGGUAUCGUACUUACUAUCCCUCAGAAUACGACUGGGAUGGUCCCGCUCCUAGACCUGAAAGGUACUUCUCGGAUGUGCAGUCCUGGAAUUGGCAGCAUAGAUCACCUUAUUCAAAGAGUCGCCCUUCCGAUUUUGACCGCAGGCCAGUCCGUCCCGGAUGGGACACCAGCUAUCCAGCACCUGGAUACGUGGCGCCUCCUCCACUGCUUCCAAUUGAUAUCUCAAGGAGAAGAAUGCGUCCUGAUAGGAGAGUGGGAAACGUUUCAGUUUCAGGCGGAAUCAAAUCAAGAAGAGGCGAGAGAAGUCAUCCCUUGAAAGAAAAGCAACAUAGAGUAAUUCAUCUGGUGAACCUGCCAGCUGAAAAUUACACAAAUGAAGACCUGUUUGACUUGGCAAAAUCUUUUGGGCCUGUGCAGUGCUACAAAAUACUCAGAAGCAAUAAAGAGGCUUUUUUGGAAAUGAAGCAUCCUGACGCUGCAGAGAAGAUGGUGCGGUACUAUAGGACCCAUGCUGCCAAAGUCAACGGAGACAGGAUCGGUGUGUCCAUAUUCCUGAAGCACAAGAAGCUUGCACAUUGGAUGCGGGAAGAAGUCAAGUCACCCAGCACUUCAGGUGAAGCUCCGGGGAGUGGGAGCAGGACUGGAUGCUCAGUAUCUGGGGACAGGGAGUCCUCUAGAACACGAAGGACGUCCAGAUAUGACCGGACAAGAAGGGAGGAGUCAAGAGAGAAAUCCCUGGAGAGACAAGAGAGGAGGGCGAGUCGGCAAAGGGAGGAAUCCUCAGAUAAAUCCACAGACAGUUCAGAAAGUGAAGGGGAGGAGCAAGAGAACACAGCCUUGCGGCUGGCACAAGGGGAGGGGCCAGCAGAUAAAUCCAUGGACAGUUCAGACACAGAAGGGGAGGAGCAAGAGAGGAGUGGCAGCAAACUGGGACAAGGAGAGGGGCCAUUCGAUAAAUCCCUGGAAAGUUUACAAACCCAAGAGGGAGCGCUAGAGAAUAAAGGCAGCCAGUCGACACAAGGGGAGGAACCUGUAGAUAAACCCCUGGAGAGUUCAGAGACCCCCUCAGAGGGGCAAGACAAGAGUUGCAGCCAGUCUGCACAAAAGGAGGAUUCAUCAGCUGGGCCUGAGCUCAAGGAAGGGGAGAAGGAGAAAGCGAAGGCUGCAGGGCAGGGGAAGGACCAAUGCCUCGAUAGAUCAAAGAUCCGAAAGCCAUGGCCGUCGCAGAAAGGCAGAUUUUCUACAGGACCUGGUGUCGAGGUAGAAGGAAGCAGCAAAGUGGUGGACAUACGCUUUAGGAAAUGGUCAUGCUCCGUGGAGGAUUUGCUGGAGAUGGCUGAGCCUUUCGGCACUGUGGUCGCCUACCUGGUUUACCAGUCCUCUGGCUUCCUGGAAAUGCUUACAUAUGAACAAGCAAGGGUUAUGGUGCGAUACUACCAGGCUACAAAUGAUCCUGCCCGUGAAUUGAGGAUUUGUUUGUCGGAUAAAAUGACCUCUGUAAAGAGACCACUCUUUGAACCUGUUACCUCAGUGCUGUGUUUCAGUAAUAUUUCUAGAAAAACCUCCAGGGUAGAUUUGCAGGAAUUGGCCGAGCGCUUUGGGGCUGUGCUAAAAAUCACCAUCGCAAAUAAAAUUAAAAAGGCUUUUGUGGAAAUGGUAGACCGGGCUGAGGCAGAGAUCAUGGUGACAUUCUAUAAAAAACGCCCCUUGAGGAUUCACUUUAAAAAGAUCGAAGUGAGCCUCUUAAAGAAUUACACCUUUGGAUGCAAUGGCGAAAAUGCUGACACAGAAAAUGCUACACAGGUGCAGACUGUACUGCCAGAGUCUGAGAAGACUGUACCGCCAGAGUCUGAGAAGACUGUACCGCCAGAGUCUGAGAAGACUGUACCGCCAGAGUCUGAGAAGACUGUACCGCCAGAGUCUGAGAAGACUGUACCGCCAGAGUCUGAGAAGACUGUACCGCCAGAGUCUGAGAAGACUGUACCGCCAGAGUCUGAGAAGACUGUACCGCCAGAGUCUGAGAAGACUGAAACUGUCCAUAAUGGAGAGGCAGGAGACUCAACUGAUAGGCCACAGGCUGGUAACAACAAGACCACACACACUCUGGGACCAUACACUCCUGACAAUCCUGUUGGCUUGGAGUAUAUGGUCCCGAGGACGGGUUACUUCUGCAAACUGUGCAGCGUGUUCUCCAGCAGUGAAAACGAGAAGACUGCCCACUGCAGCAGCCUGGAACAUUAUGAGAAAGUAAAGACCUCGAUCGCAGAACUGGACCAACAGCUAACAGUGGAAUCAAUGCAGGUGUCUGAAACGGAAUAGAAUGAACACUGUUGGAGGUCUGUGAAUCGAAAGAACCACAGAAAAGACUGUCAAAGUUCUGCAUUUCUGGCUGUUCACCUGAGCUCUGUUUAAAUCCUUGUAUAUAUAUUUACCUUGGGAUUAUUUUGUAAAAUGAUAAGCAAAUGGUUUACCAUUGAUAGAUAAUGCCAUUUGUUUUGCAAUAACCUUCCCUGAAGUUGUUCUUCCCUCACAACCCAGAAGUGAUGCUUGAGACCACAGUCUGGUGUUUAAAAUUCUGUUGUGUCCUUCAUAUGAGUGUGAUCUAGACAAAUAAACCUUCACUGUACAUUCAAUAAAAUCGGUAUUUUCACACUGA
This is a messenger RNA of Acipenser ruthenus (sterlet), 3555 nucleotides long. RefSeq lists its product as uncharacterized. The coding region runs from base 351 to 3218 and encodes 955 amino acids. Gene Ontology annotation, molecular function: zinc ion binding; mRNA binding. NCBI's taxonomy places the organism in Eukaryota, Metazoa, Chordata, Actinopteri, Acipenseriformes, Acipenseridae. The record is from RefSeq and is a predicted model, not a curated record. The transcript is spliced from 18 exons. Gene Ontology annotation, biological process: regulation of RNA splicing. Gene Ontology annotation, cellular component: nucleus.